AUGAAGUUCACCCUCCCAGCCCUCGCCCUGCCCCUACUCGCCAGCGCAGCCCCAGCACCCGCAGCAAACCCUCCAUUCACGGUAAUGGCUGCCCGCUCCGCCAGCCCAAUCCACUUCCUGCAACUCAACGCCGCAGGCCAAAAGUUCUACCUGGGCGGCUCAACAGCCAGCUACUGUCCCAGCCAGGUCAACGCCUGCCCAGCCGGGAACCAAACCGUCUUCGCGCCCGGCGGCACCAGCAUGGACACCAUGGUCCCCGGCGGCCAGCAGGUCUACAUCGACCCUACUGGCGCAUUGAGCUUCACUCAGGCCCACUCUGCCAAUAUCCCCGCUGGCUCGUCUUACGGCCCCUUUGCUUAUGAGGCGGGUGAGCCGUGGUCGCAUUAUUCCUACCAGGGUUGGGGCGCGAGUGGCUUUAUGGCGUGUCCCACGGAGGAUAGCCGUUGGCAGGUGUUCGGCGCGCUGGCUAAUGCCACUGUUCCUAAGGGAGAUGUUGGCGAGUGUCUUGGUUUCUCGGCUAUGGCUAUUACUUAUGAGGGGGAUAUUCCUGCUUGGCAGUAUAUCUAG
Penicillium nucicola is the source of this 567-nucleotide messenger RNA. RefSeq names its product putative IgE binding protein. Lineage: Eukaryota; Fungi; Ascomycota; Eurotiomycetes; Eurotiales; Aspergillaceae. The record is from RefSeq and is a predicted model, not a curated record. Bases 1 to 567 code for a protein of 188 amino acids. The transcript has a single exon.